AUCCUCUCAUUAAAGGCAGGUGUGUGAAAUUAGUCAAGCAGGGAGGGUGCUAAAGAGGAAGCAGUCUUCAACCACUGCCGUGUUUUUGGUCAAAUCACUGUUUUAUUGUUUGAUAAAUCUGUUUUUUUUUCCCUCCCCAUUAAUUUGAACUUUGUUUCGUAAAGGCCUGUUUAUUUGAGCGAGUGUUUGUUUUAUUUCGUUUGAACGCGACGGUCAGACAAAUCGAUCACCGAAGAGCCCUGGGUCAUCAAAACUGUCAGUUCCAAAGUUUCUGCUGAAGUCCUGAGAUCUGGCAUCAGCUAUCAUGGCUCUGAGCGAGAUCGACCCCUGCAGGAGGCUGCUCGUACCUGGCCCAGUCCCAGCAGACAGAGCUGUCCCAUCACUGUGAUGGGGGAAGGGGAACCCCCAAAUUGAGAUGUUCCUGCUCUACCCAACAAGAAUUUGUCCCUAAUGCAAGGCUGUCAGAAUGGAGAGAGUCUCGUUGAGUACCUGGCCCCAUAGAAAAAAUGAGUGACAUGCUGGAUGAGGGUUCUUUCAUGUUCACAUCGGAGUCCGUAGGAGAGGGACAUCCAGACAAGAUUUGUGACCAGAUCAGUGAUGCUGUCCUGGACGCUCACCUAAAGCAGGACCCAGAUGCCAAAGUGGCCUGUGAGACGGUGUGUAAGACUGGCAUGGUGUUGCUCUGUGGCGAGAUCACAUCUCGGGCCAACGUAGACUACCAAACGGUGGUUAGAGACGUCAUCAAACACAUCGGCUACGACAACUCCGACAAAGGAUUCGACUAUAAGACGUGUAACGUGCUGGUGGCUCUGGAGCAGCAGAGUCCAGACAUUGCUCAGGGGGUCCAUGUUGACAGACAGGAGGAGGACAUUGGAGCAGGAGACCAGGGUCUGAUGUUCGGCUAUGCCACAGAUGAAACCGAGGAGUGUAUGCCUCUCACCAUCGUCCUAGCCCACAGACUCAACUCGAAGAUGGCUGAACUCAGACGCAACGGCACCAUCCCCUGGCUGCGUCCUGACUCUAAAACACAGGUGACAGUGCAUUAUGACCAGAAGGACGGAGCCGUGAUCCCCAAGAGAGUUCACACCAUUGUGAUCUCUGUCCAACACGAUGACUGCAUCUCUCUGGACGAACAGCAGAGAGUCCUGAAGGAGAAGGUGAUCGACGCCGUGGUUCCUGCCAAAUAUUUGGACAGCAAGACCAUCUACCACCUGCAGCCCAGUGGCCGCUUCGUCAUUGGAGGACCUCAGGGUGAUGCCGGUGUGACAGGCAGAAAGAUCAUUGUAGACACAUAUGGAGGGUGGGGUGCUCAUGGUGGUGGAGCUUUCUCUGGCAAAGACUUCUCAAAGGUGGACCGCUCCGCUGCCUACGCCGCUCGCUGGGUGGCCAAGUCUCUAGUCAAAGCAAAACUGUGCAGGAGAGUCCUGGUUCAGGUAUCUUAUGCUAUUGGUGUUGCCCAGCCUCUGUCCAUCUCCUUGUUCACCUAUGGCUCCUCCCAGAAAACAGAGUCAGAGCUGCUUCAGAUUGUCAACAAUAACUUUGAUCUGCGGCCAGGAGUCAUUGUCAGGGAACUGAACCUGAAGAGACCGAUCUACCAGCAGACAGCCUCUUACGGCCACUUCGGUCGACCAGAGUUUACUUGGGAGGUCCCUAAAAAGCUUGUCUUCUAAAUACUCCACCUACUCGUCCUGAUCAACUCACCCUGAAGGCCAGCUGUUCAUUGGCUAUGACUGCCAGCUCCAUCAACUGACACGACAUUUUUAAUAGGAACAACUAAAGCCAAAGUUAGGGAAAAGUCAGCUUUAAAGAGGUGAGAAGAUCAUUAUAUGCACGGGUGGUUGUAGCUAACAGACAUAUAAUGGGAUAGUCUUCAAAUGAGAAGAGAGACAUUAUAGAGGACAUAAGUAAUCCAUUUCCCCUUGUCCUCUUCAUACAUCCAAUUAUUGGUGCUUUAGAAAUGUAAUCACUAGUCAAAGAUCUUCCCUGGUAACAUAGAGGAACACCACAGCAAAUAAAAUCCUCUGAAGAUAAAAACCUGUACCCCGUUUUACCUCAAAGCUGCAAAUGUUCCUUUAUGUGACCAGUCCAAUGUACAGAAACAACCUCAGUGCUCCAUUAGUAACCGUUAGUGUUUCAUCAUAUGAAUGUCAGAAGUGUAAUUACUGCUCAACCAAAGGCUCUACUUUAGAAGGAAGCUUAAUCUUUUUGUCAUGACUGAAAAAUUCCUUUUCUAAGUCUUACUUUGUAAUUUGUGCUGCAGGAAGCUGUUUGCACUGUUACAAUCACCAUCAUACAACAACACAAGUCAUUAAAACAUGGUUAGAGCCUUUAUCUCUUAAGCAUAUGUUACAAUCAAUCACAUGUAAAAUAGCUAUGCAGACUCAUGUUUUCAUACUGCUCUUUUUUCUGUCAUCCUUUCAGCCCUGCUUUGUUUUAAUAUCAAGUUGCUUUUAUUGCCACACAGCUCACCUGGUGGUUGGUUUGUAUCUUUUUAUGUCAUUUUUUUUUUUAUUUUUACCUGGAGACUUGCAGCCAUGACUGAGUCUGUAAAUUUGACUAAUUUCAGCAAAAAACUUGAAGUCUCUUCUCUCUUUGCUCUCUGCAGCAAAUUACUGAGCUGCACGCACACAGUGCACCACAGAUGUCUUACGAUUAUUGCUGCAUUUUCACGUUAAAGGCCGAUCCAAGUCAAUAUCUGACAGAAUGCCUUGGUGCAGAUGCUCCUUCCUUAUCUUAAAAAUAUUUAGCUGAUUUCUUACUCAAGUUUCAUAUGCAGCUUUAUAUUGCAGACUGAAAUUUCUUCCCCGUGGAUUCAGAAAAGGGAGUGUUUGUUAAAAUGUAUUUCUCACAGGGCAUUUAGAAAAUUGAAUUUUUAAGUCAACUUUCGCCAUUGCUUAAUCACAACGUAUUUUUUCUAAUUCUUUCCUGCUGAUGGGAUAGAGGAAGUGUAAACAGUACUCACCUUAAAAACUUAAAAACCUAAAACUUCCUGUCUGUAGAGGUUUAGAACUUUGUGCUCUCAUCUACAGCCGACAUUGUUCUCGUAAGAGAGGUUUUCCUCCAUUUAAUGUGCCAAUCUGUGUCAUCUUCUGUCAACUCAGUUGGCAGAGAAA
Molecule: messenger RNA, 3113 nt
Organism: Plectropomus leopardus (leopard coralgrouper)
Lineage: Eukaryota; Metazoa; Chordata; Actinopteri; Perciformes; Serranidae
Source: RefSeq, a predicted model, not a curated record